Messenger RNA from Ficedula albicollis (Collared flycatcher), 3402 nucleotides. Its product is annotated as Golgi integral membrane protein 4-like. The coding region runs from base 194 to 1609 and encodes 471 amino acids. The record is from RefSeq and is a predicted model, not a curated record. The transcript is spliced from 13 exons. NCBI's taxonomy places the organism in Eukaryota, Metazoa, Chordata, Aves, Passeriformes, Muscicapidae. Gene Ontology annotation, cellular component: Golgi membrane; Golgi apparatus.
GAUCCGGCGGCUCCGCUCGGACCCCGAUGCCGCGAUGGAGGAAUAGAGCCCGGCAGCAGCCCCGGCAGGGCGGGCAGCGAGCGAAGGCGACACCGCCACCGCAUCUCCCGGGGACAUCCGCGGCUCCGCGGGGCACAGGAGCUCUCGGGAUAAAGAACCAGAUGCUUUAGCGGGGCAGCGCUCCGGCCCCGCCAUGGGCACCGGGAUGUGCUCCCGGCGGCAGAAGGGGCUGCUGCAGACCGCCUUCUGCCUGCUCACCCUGGCCUGCCUGGCCUCCGGAGUCUUCCUCUACAGCCACUUGCAGCAGAAGGUGCGGAACGCCGAGGCGCUGGCGCAGAAAUACAAACAGCAGCAGGAAGCGCUGUCAGCCCAGCUGCAGGUGGUGUACGAGCACCGCUCCCGGCUGGAGCGAUCCCUGCAGAAGGAGCGAGGGGAGCACAAGAAGACCAAGGAAGAUUUCCUCGUGUACAAGUUAGAAGCUCAGGAAGCUCUCAACAAGGAGAAGCAAGACUCCAUGAACAGAUAUGGGGCCCUCAGCUCCCAGCACAAGAUCCUGAAGAACCAGCACGAUGAUGUCAAGAAGCAGCUGCUGGACCUGCAGCUGCAGCACAACAGCCUGAGGCUGGAGCACCGAAAGAGCCUGGAGAGCCACAGCCAGAAACUCAGCCAGCUGCAGCAGGAGAGGGACAGCGAGGUCACCAACCUGCAGGACACAGUGUUUAAACUCAGAGAAGAGAGCAAACUGCUCAGGAAGGCUCACCAGGAGGUUCACUCCCAGCUCCUCAGUGCCCAGGCGCAGAUGGAAGAGUUCAGGCAGCUCAAGGAAGCUCUCCAGAAGAUGCCAGGCUUGAGAGGAGGAGGAGGGAGGGGGCAGCAGCCCCUGGUGCCAGCCAGCAGCCAGCUGCAGCCAGGGAGGCAGAAGGAUGUGAGGAUGGUGAUGCACAUCCAGGUGAGGAGCCACGAGGGGAGCCAAGCUCCUGGGCUGUCCCUGCCUGAGCCAGGACAAACCUCUCCAGCAGCAAAACCCCCAGUGCCAGGCAGCCAGCCCUCAGCAGGGAACAGCCAGCUGCAAAUGCACAGCUGGAAGGACCUUGUCAGCAAAGUGAACGCCCAGAUGGAUGAAGAACAAGCACGGGGGCACCCCAAGAGCCACCAGUUUGCCCCCAGGGGCGGGCAGGGGGGCAGCCCCCAGCCCCCCAGCCCCAGGAGAGGGGCAGAGACGGCAGCAGAGAGGGAGAGGAUGGACGAGGAGGAGCUGCAGAUGGAUGCAGGAGUGAUUGACAGGGAGGACCAGGUGCACUCACAGAAGGAGCCCGUGGUCCAGGAGCCCAUGGUGCCAGAUGAUGCUGCAGAUCCUGCCCAGGACCCCAAUAACCAAGGUGAGGAUGAGUUUGAGGAGGCUGAGCUGGAGAGACCUGACUUUGAGGAGAAGGUGGGAGGCUCAGAGAAGUUCAAGGAGCCCAGUGUUAAAGAGGAGCCAAAGGAGAAGCCACCAAAGGAUGCUGGCAGACCUGCCAAGCCCAGGGAAGAUCCACUGGAGGACUACCAGGAAGAUCAGGAGCAGGAAAUUGUACGACACCAAGGAGGAUCACGGAGGGGAGGUGGAUGACAACGAUGACCUGGAGCUGGUGCAGGAGCAGAAGGAGCGAGCGGGGCUGCGGGGAGCUGGUGGCAAGAAGGAUGAUUACUUCUGAGAGCUGCUGAGGAGAACUGGACACUGCAGGAACGAGGGGAUGGGAGCUCCUCCUGGGACCUGGCUCCCAAAUCCAGCACUGCCCAGAACAAAGGCAGGAGGAGGGAGCUCUCUGCAGGGUUUGCAGAGCAGAAUUCCAUCUGGGAAUGGGGCCACUGCUGCCCCCCCGGGCCACUGGGAGAUCUCUCAGGCUGGGAAGGAUCUUACCCUGCUGCUUUUCUUACAAGCACUUUUUGAUUUACUGUGUUCUUCGCCCUCUUGUUUUUCACAUCCCCUUUCGAAGCUGGAGAGGGCUUUUGUGGUUGGUUUUGGGGGGUGUUUUUUACCCCCUGGGUGCCUGAGCCGGUCCCUGGACUCACUCGACUGAUCUCUAAUACAAAGGAAUCUGUCUUCAUAAAUUAUUUUGCUCAGCUGUGUUUCUUUAACACACCCUUUGCUCUCCUCUGAGUAGGGUGGGGAGGGAAAUUUCCUGUUCUUUGUCUGGAGCUGUGCAAGAGCACCAAGCACAGCCAGCAGUGAGUGUGUGUGGAUGUGAACACUGCACCCCCUUGCUGCUGCAGAGACUCCCCAGGGGCUUGGAGCAGAUCCUUGGAGAGUUCUUGCCUUGGCUUUGAGCUGUGACAGUGUGACAGUCCUGCUGGGCUCAGUGUCCCCUGUGCAUCUUCCCUGACCUGCUGGAGGUGAGGGCUGGCCUGGGCUGAGACAGGGACAGCCACACCAAGAAAAGGGAAAUAAGGAAUAUUUGCAGCUCAGCUAAUGCAGUUCCAACCUGUUGGGUUUAUUUCCAGUCUCCCAUUAUUGGACAGGGAGCUCAGUAAAUUCUGUUCUUCUAGGCAGGUUUGAAUCAGCAAUCUGGGUAUUGUUGGUGCAGUAGAUUGGACCCUGUGGUACUUGGCCUCCAAAAGACAUCUUACCUGACCUCAGGGACAAAGAAGGAACAGUCUGGAAUCUCUGGAAUUUAAAAUGAAAGGAGAAACGGCUUAAUCAUGCCAUCUCAAAGCCUGUUUGAAGUGAUAAGAACAGGGCAGAGCUGUCCCACUCCCUGCCCUGUGCCCAGACCCCUGUGCCUGAGCUGUCUCCUCUUCCUCAUCACACUCUGGAAAUCCCAGACUCUGGCACCUCAGUCAUCAAACACAGCUUGUGGCUCAAUGUCAUCACGUGGUAAAAAAAACAGAGGAUCUUUGUUCUCUAUUUUGAAUUAGUUGAGCUCUUUUUAAUCCUUGUUUGUAGCAUAUUUUGCAAGUGCUUUUAGACACUAGGGAAAAUGAUAUUUAUUUCCCAACAAGCUCAGCCUUUUUCAUUCUGACAGCAUUGAUUAUUUUUUCUUCCACUAGUUGUAAUGGAGCUCGAAAUUUACAUUUCAUAGGACUUUUUGAUUCUUUGUUUUGAUUCUGCUUGUGUUUCUUCCCAGUGCAAUCAGCUGUGCAAGUCCAACUCUGGCACAGAGUGGAGCAGAAUCAGGAAAGGGACAAAUUUUAGGAAAUUAUCUUUUAGCCUAGUGCCAGAGCUGCUCUAAGGAGCUCACUGCAAAACUCUGGUGGGGUUUAAGAAAUCCAAAAUGCCCUGAGGUGGUUAAAGCUGCAUUGGUGCUUUCCCUGCUGUGGUGCAAGGCUGCUCCUCUAUGAAUAGCAUGCCCACAGCAGAUCAGCUGAGGCUGCAGCUGCUGCUCCAGAGCAUCCUGAUCAAAAGUGCCUCCAGCUGCAGGUCAG